Hibiscus syriacus is the source of this 1943-nucleotide messenger RNA. RefSeq names its product serine/threonine-protein kinase PBL27-like. Lineage: Eukaryota; Viridiplantae; Streptophyta; Magnoliopsida; Malvales; Malvaceae. Gene Ontology annotation, biological process: protein phosphorylation. The transcript is spliced from 5 exons. The coding region runs from base 245 to 1792 and encodes 515 amino acids. Gene Ontology annotation, molecular function: protein kinase activity; ATP binding. The record is from RefSeq and is a predicted model, not a curated record.
CAACAUAAUCUUUUUUUCUUCUAUUUGUUGGUCUGCCACUUUGGGUUCAAAUCUUUGUCGUAAAUGAGAAUUUUAGAUAAUCGAGAGAAGCUAAAGGAAAGAAGAUUUUAAGGCGAUAAAAGUGCUGCUAAAAUAUAGGACUUUUUAAGGGAAAUUUUGAGUUCCUUUUUUGGUGUAAAGUGUGAAAGGGAAGAUGGUUUGGAGUAAUCCUUGAAUAAUUGUGUAAAAAUUAGGGUUUUCAUUCAUGGGUGGGUGUUUUCCUUGUUUUGGAUCAUCAAACAAGGCUGCCAACAAUGGUGGAAUCACUGUGAAAGAGCUGCAAAAGAAAGAUUCUUCUAAAGAUGGCUCACUUGGACAGUUUCAACAUGUUAAUAGAGUUAAUUCAGUCAAAUCAAAAUCUCAUAGUAGCCCUGCCUCUGAUCCUAAGAAGGAACCUGCACUACCUAAUGAUGGACCAACGGCAAAAAUUGCAGCACAAACAUUUACUUUCAGAGAGCUUACUGCUGCCACGAAUAACUUUAGGCCAGAAUGCUUGAUAGGAGAAGGUGGUUUUGGACGUGUUUACAAGGGCUGCUUGGAGAGUAUAGGGCAGGUAGUUGCUAUCAAACAGCUUGAUCGAAGUGGUCUUCAGGGAAAUCGAGAAUUUCUUGUUGAAGUUCUCAUGCUCAGCCUCUUACACCACCCCAACCUUGUCAACUUGAUCGGUUAUUGUGCUGAUGGGGACCAACGCCUCCUUGUAUAUGAACUUAUGCCUUUAGGGUCAUUGGAGGAUCAUUUACAUGAUCUUCCACUGGACAAGGAACCUAUGGAUUGCAAUACCAGAAUGAAGAUCGCUGCCGGUGUAGCCAAGGGAUUGGAAUACUUGCAUGAUAAAGCUAAUCCUCCCGUUAUUUACAGGGACUUAAAAUCAUCCAACAUCCUUCUUGGUGAGGGCUAUCACCCUAAAUUAUCUGAUUUCGGCCUUGCAAAACUGGGUCCUGUCGGUGACAAAACUCAUGUGUCCACAUGCGUGAUGGGCACUUAUGGUUAUUGUGCUCCCGAAUAUGCAAUGACCGGCCAGCUCACUCUAAAAUCUGAUGUCUAUAGUUUUGGAGUGGUAUUGCUCGAGCUUAUCACGGGGCGCAAGGCCAUUGAUGAAACACGUUCUCAUGGAGAACAUAAUCUUGUUGCAUGGGCACGGCCACUUUUCAAAGAUCGUAGGAAGUUCCCGAAAAUGGCUGAUCCACUACUGCAAGGUCGUUAUCCAAUGCGAGGAUUAUACCAAGCUCUUGCUGUGGCGGCAAUGUGUUUGCAAGAACAAGCUGCUACGAUGCCUCUAAUAGGUGAUGUCGUUACAGCACUUACAUAUUUAGCCUCACAAACCUAUGCUCCUAAUGCGCCCGGAAAUCAAAGCAAUGGAGUUAGUCCAUCAACUCCGAGGCUCAAGGAUGACCGAAGAAGUAUGACAGAUGGAUUGGACAGCCCGGAUGGGCGCGGACAUGGUUCCCCUUCCACCCAUAGAAAUUCACCCGAUUACAGGACAAGGAACCAUGCUAGGAAGUUGAGCACUGGGGCCGAGCUUUGUAGAAAUGAAACUAGUGGUGGAUCUGGGAGGAAGUGGGGGUUCGAUGGUUCAGAACGAGAUGAGUCUCAUCGAGGCAGCCCUCUGAAUAGUACAAGAACAGGAGAAACUCCACGUAAUCGCGAUCUUGAUCGAGAACGUGCUGUUGCGGAGGCUAAAGUAUGGGGUAAGAAUUUGAGGGAGAAAAAACGAGGCAAUGCCAUAGGUAGCUUUGACGGUACGAACGAGUGAUACUUGCAUAGUAUCAUUUGUAAGAGAGGUUUGGCAUAUUUGUGGGGGCAUUUUCAUAGGUAAAUGUUAAAUAAUCUUCACUUAUAUUAUUUUUUCCCAGAGAUUGAUAUUAUUAGAGUAAAUGGUGGGAAGAGGGUCACAUUUUUUUUGC